Molecule: messenger RNA, 1380 nt
Organism: Jatropha curcas
Lineage: Eukaryota; Viridiplantae; Streptophyta; Magnoliopsida; Malpighiales; Euphorbiaceae
Product: polygalacturonase
Biological process (GO): carbohydrate metabolic process
Molecular function (GO): polygalacturonase activity
Source: RefSeq, a predicted model, not a curated record
UCUCCGAAAACUCAUCUCUCUUAUCAACAAUCUUUUCUCUCUUAUCAUAUAAAAAUAACUCGUACAAUGAAGUACAAUAUUUUUGUACUUCUCUUAAUUUCCUUAACCUCGUCUAUGGCCAUGGCAGCCUCACGAUACAAUAUAGUUAGUUAUGGCGCCAAACCUGGUGGCCGAACAGAUUCAAGCAAGGCCUUGCUUGCUGCUUGGACACAAGCAUGUGCCUCCAGAGAAGCAGCCACCCUUUAUGUUCCAAAAGGGAAAUUUGCUGUAAGCAAGACAGUGUCAUUUGACGGUCCUUGCAAGAACAACGCUAUUGUUUUUCAGAUAAAUGGUACUCUUUCGGCUCCUUCAGAUUAUAAUGUGAUUGGUAAUUCAGAGGAAUGGAUAAUAUUUAGACAUGUUAAAGGGGUUACAGUUUCUGGUGGUAUUCUUGAUGGACAAGGCUCUGGAUUGUGGUCUUGCAAGAACUCCGGCAAGAGUUGCCCUACCGGUGCAACGUCACUUAAAUUUGCAAAUUCAAACAACAUUAUAAUCACGGGAUUAACAUCUAUAAACAGCCAAAUGUUUCACAUUGUCAUCAACGAAUGCCAAGACGUCACAGUGCAAGGUGCGAAAAUCUCAGCACUCGAAGAGAGCCCUAACACCGAUGGAAUUCACAUCGGAGGGUCGACCAAAGUCAACAUUUUCGAUUCUAAUAUUGGAACAGGGGAUGACUGUGUAUCAGUUGGGCCUGGCUCCUCUAAUUUAUGGAUCCAAAAAGUUAUAUGUGGACCUGGACAUGGAAUUAGCAUUGGAAGUUUGGGAAAGGACGUUCAGGAAAAGGGAGUGAGAAAUGUUACCGUUACGAAUUGUACAUUCACUGGCACUAAAAAUGGCGUUCGAAUCAAGACUUGGGGGAGACCUAGCAAUAGUUUUGCUACAGACAUUCAUUUCCAACAUGCUAUCAUCAACAAUGUUAAAAAUCCGAUUAUAAUUGACCAAAAUUACUGCGAUGGCAAUAACAAUUGCCCAAGGCAGGCUUCUGGAGUAAAAAUUAGUGAUGUGACCUACAAAAAUAUCCAUGGAUCAUCAGCAACAGAAGUUGCAGUUAAAUUGACUGCAGUAAAACGCACCCAUGUUGACUGCAGUAAAACGCACCCAUGCAGUGCGAUUAAAUUACAAGAUAUAGAGCUCACGUAUCAUAACCAACCAACUAAAGCAACGUGUACCAAUGCUGAUGGAAUUGCUUUAGGCAUUCUUCAACCCACGAGCUGCCUUUAAGGGAGAGAAGUAGCACCAUUCUUGUAUUAGGUUGAUUAAGAAUAACACUAUAGAUAUUUAAGUCAUGGAGAAAAUAUCUAUAUACAUCCAUUUAGUUGAGGAAGAGAAUGUUAGGUGACC